AUGUCUACUACGCAAUGUAGUGAAAGUAUGCAUGCCUUUUUCGAUGGGUACAUAAAUUCAAAAACGACAUUAAAACAAUUUGUAGAACAAUAUGAGAAUGCAGUGCGUGAUAGAGUCAAAAAAGAAAAUGAGGCUGAUUUCAAAUCGAUCAAAUCAUGGAUCCCUUGUAUAAGCAUUUAUCCUAUGGAGAAACAAUUUCAAGAGGCUUACACUACUGCAAAAUUCAAAGAGUUUCAAAAAGAGCUUGCAGAUAAGCUCCACUGUGAGAUAUAUUCUUUGAAGGAUAUGGAGUCCAAAAUUGAAUAUGUUGUGAAGGAAGAUGUAAUGGUUGGAGAGACAUACCGUCAGGUUCCAUUUGUGGUUUGGUCUGAGAACCGUUGUUCUGAGUACAUUUUAAGGUGUUGGAGGAAAAAUGUAUUCAGAUGCCACACGAAAGUUAGGGUAAGUUUUAAUAGUUUGAGAACUAGUGCUGAAGGUGAACGAUUUGAUCAAUUGUCUAAUUCAUUUAGUGAGGUGGCAGACUUGGCAUCAACCAGUGUUGAUGAUUGUAAUAUGGUGAUGCAAAUGAUAAGUGACAUGAAGAAGAAAUUAUUGUUGAAUGACAAUGUUGGGGGGAUUGAUAGAAGCGUUUACGUUGCAUGUAAAAGGAAAAUUAACUUUGAUAGUGUUGAUUGCACUUCUGUACAAGUUAGCAAUAAAAUCAUGACUCCACGGGCUGUUUGUUCUAAAGGUCGACCUCCAGUCAAAAGAAAGCAAUUCAAGGCCGAGCAAAUUGUUCGGAAAAGGAAGAAAUUGCUUAACCAAGUGAAUGGUUAUAAUGACAUGUCAGUAAGUUUGAGGCCAUCACUUGGAGAUGCAUAG
This is a messenger RNA of Pistacia vera, 861 nucleotides long. RefSeq lists its product as uncharacterized. Bases 1 to 861 code for a protein of 286 amino acids. NCBI's taxonomy places the organism in Eukaryota, Viridiplantae, Streptophyta, Magnoliopsida, Sapindales, Anacardiaceae. The transcript is spliced from 3 exons. The record is from RefSeq and is a predicted model, not a curated record. Gene Ontology annotation, biological process: regulation of DNA-templated transcription.